AUGUCCGGUUAUGUAGACGCGUGUGCUCUGUCGACGCUCGUAACGUCCUUCCUACCACCGCCUCACGCCCUCAACCCGCGCCAUUGCCGCGAUACAUGCCUAUCCAACGCGUGCUGUAGUGCUGUAGUUCUUGUCGCUUGCUCCAAAAACACGACUUCCGGCGCAACUUCGCUCGUUCUCGUCGUGACUCGGUAUUCUGAACAAAUUGUCAUGCCGAAGUUGUUGAACUGA
This is a messenger RNA of Punctularia strigosozonata HHB-11173 SS5, 231 nucleotides long. RefSeq lists its product as uncharacterized. The transcript has 2 exons. The record is from RefSeq and is a predicted model, not a curated record. Bases 1 to 231 code for a protein of 76 amino acids. Lineage: Eukaryota; Fungi; Basidiomycota; Agaricomycetes; Corticiales; Punctulariaceae.